Messenger RNA from Penicillium bovifimosum, 2373 nucleotides. RefSeq names its product serine/threonine-protein kinase. The coding region runs from base 1 to 2373 and encodes 790 amino acids. Gene Ontology annotation, cellular component: cytoplasm. The transcript has 4 exons. The record is from RefSeq and is a predicted model, not a curated record. Lineage: Eukaryota; Fungi; Ascomycota; Eurotiomycetes; Eurotiales; Aspergillaceae. Gene Ontology annotation, biological process: intracellular signal transduction; protein phosphorylation. Gene Ontology annotation, molecular function: protein serine/threonine kinase activity; ATP binding.
AUGGCCGCCGCUUUCGAUGAGGAAGACCUCGCUGUUCCCCUCCCUUCAGACCGUGACCGUCCGCGUGAACGUUCUAGGGCUCCGACAUCGAACCCCUCCGCCAUGGCAAUGCCCCCGCCGAGGCCGACCGGCAAGGCCGAGGAUCCAUUGCAGUCGCCAUCGACAAUGCGAGAUAUGCAACGCCUCGAUCAAUACCAGACUCUGAAGGUUUUGGGUGAGGGGUCCUUCGGCAAGGUCAAGCUUGCAAUUCAUCAGCCAAGUGGACGUCAGGUUGCUCUGAAGAUCAUCUCGCGACGCAAGCUACUAUCCCGAGAUAUGGUCGGCCGUGUGGAGCGCGAAAUUCAGUACCUGCAAUUGCUGCGGCAUCCUCACAUCAUCAAACUGUACACGGUGAUUGCGACCAAGACCGAUAUUGUGAUGGUGCUGGAAUACGCCGAGCGAGAGUUAUUUGAUUAUCUCGUGAGGAAAGGAAGGUGUGGUGACGACGAAGCUCGCAAAUUCUUCCAACAAAUAAUAUGUGCAGUGGAGUACUGCCAUCGACACAAAAUCGUGCAUCGUGACUUGAAACCCGAGAACUUGCUUAUCGACAACCAGAAGAACGUGAAGAUCGCCGAUUUUGGAUUGAGCAAUAUUAUGACGGAUGGCAAUUUCCUCAAGACUAGUUGCGGUAGUCCGAACUAUGCUGCACCGGAAGUUAUCUCUGGAAAGCUCUAUGCCGGCCCCGAGGUGGAUGUGUGGAGUUGCGGUGUGAUCUUGUACGUGUUGUUGGUUGGGCGGUUGCCUUUCGACGAUGACUACAUUCCUGCGCUUUUCAAGAAGAUCGCAGCAGGCACUUUCCACAUUCCCGGAUACAUCUCAUCUGGGGCUGCUCGUUUGAUCCGGGCAAUGCUUCAAGUCCAUCCCGUUCACCGCAUCACAAUCCCAGAGAUCAGAAUGGAUCCAUGGUUCACUAAGAACCUUCCCCCAUACCUCGAGCCGCCUCGAGAGGAGUUCAUCGCACCGGGCGUGGAUCUGAGCAAGGUCGAUUCUGGAAAGUUGGAUAUGGCAAAGCCGCCGCCGGUUCAGAACAAGAUUCAUCGAAUUGCGGUUUCCAAGCUCGAACGAAGCAUGGGAUAUGGCCGGGAGGAUAUUGAAGAAGCGUUGAGACACCCGGAACCUAGCGCGAUCAAGGAUGCCUUCUCUAUCGUUGUGGAGAACGAGAUCAUGCAAACCAAUUCCCCCACAGAAGAUAAUCAUUUGGCCCAAACUGUCCACAAAGGAGGUGCACCUUCAUCUGCAGAGAGGACCGCAGCCCCUCGUCAUGCAACACAACCUACUUCCUCUGUGGAUAGGAGCCGGGGCCUGAGUCUAUCGCGCCGGAGGACAUCGGAGGACCCUCACGCAGACAUUGAGGCAGAGCCUCGACUCAGCCACGUCCGGAUCCUUCCCACGAGUUUGCCUUAUGUUCAUGAUCAACUUAUGGAACAGCGUGACCGGGAUAAGAGAGCUCGCAAUGAAAUCCUUGAGCAGCGCCGUCAAGAGGCCGCCCAUCUCGAAUCAGAGGGACAUGGAUCUACUUACCGGAAUAUGUCUCCCGAAGAACAAGCAGCCACGGCCCGUGCCUUGAAGCCCCACGCACGCAGCGUGGUCGACUUGGACAAGCUGCGAUUCGAACCCCCGACCGGUCAACCCCUCGAGAAACAACCCAAGCGUAGCCGCAAGUGGCAGUUUGGUAUUCGAUCCCGCAAUCAGCCAUAUGAGGCUAUGUUAUAUCUGUACCGCGCAAUUGCCGCCCAGGGUGGAUCAUGGGAUAUCCAACCCGUUGAAUCCGGCACCAAUAUCGGCCCAGAUGCAACCCCCUCCCCCGAUAAACCCAAACCCUUGCAGAGCAAAUAUCCCGACCUUCCUUCCGACUAUUAUAUCCCCAAAGACCCCUGGUUCAUCCGCGCACGCCUAUUGAAAGAAGGCAUAAAAGCCCCCGGAGCAUCCACCAGUGUGUACAACAGCCGCAGCGACCUCGAAGAACUGCGCCGCCGGUUCAACAUCUCGGGUAUAUCUGCCCCGACAGAAGACAGGAGCCGGGAGCAGCAGUCCUCUGCAUCCGACAGCGGUCUCGCCAGCGGCGGCUCCUCCGCCACCGGACCCAGCGCCCUCUCGCAUAUCACCUACGGCGUCUGGGUCUUCCUCGACAUCCAGCUCUACCAACUCGAAGAACACAACUACAUGGUCGACUUCAAGUGUGAUGGCUACCAGAACGUCAUCCGCGCCGAGGGCGACACCGAAUGGCAUCCCAUCAGCAAGCGUUUCAAGAACAAGGAGAAGGAGGUUACCAGCCCCUACCCGUUCCUCGAUGUUGCGUCUGAUCUCGUCGCCCAGCUGGCUGUGGCCAGCUAG